CCAACUAACAGCAACCCUACUCCUGUUCUUUGAACUUCAUAGUUAGUGAAUGGAGAUGGCUAUGAAGCUAAAUUUCCCUUUUCUCUUGAUCUUCAUCUUCUUCUCCUUAGCUCCAGCCAAACCCACAUAUGGCUUCACAAAUGAGACAGAUUACCAUGCAUUACUAGCAAUGAAGGAUCAGAUUACGGACGAUCCUCUCCAUGCGUUAACCUCGUGGAACAACUCCAUCCCCUUCUGCGACUGGCCAGGUGUUACGUGUAGCCAAAAACGUGAGAGAGUGAUUGCCCUUAACCUUUCAUCCCUUCAGUUGAAAGGUUCGCUGUCUUCUCAAGUUGGAAACCUUUCUUUCCUGCAAACGCUUCGACUAGAUGGCAACGGCUUCCACGGGACGCUUGCCGAGGAUAUUGGCCGCUUGUUUAGACUUCAGACUCUUAGCCUGGUGAACAAUUCUUUCGAAGGAGAACUGCCGAAAAAUCUCUCUCGCUGUGUAGAUCUUUCAGCCAUAAAUCUAUGGGGCAAUAACUUUAGCGGAACUAUUCCUGAUACACUGAGUCAUCUUCCGAAGCUAAACAGCAUAGGCCUAUCAACAAAUCGACUUACAGGGAAAAUCCCACCUUCUCUCGGCAAUCUCUCGUCCCUUUAUCGCUUUUUUGUUGCGGGCAAUCUUUUAGAAGGAAGCAUUCCCCAAGAACUCGGCCAGCUCUCCAUCUUGACAUCCCUUCAGCUUUCACUCAAUAAACUCUCGGGCCCAAUUCCCACUUCUCUGUAUAAUAUUUCAUCAAUGGUUUUAUUCUCGAUGGUUUCCAACAAUCUAAGCGGGGUUCUUCCUUCAGAUUUAUUUCUCACUCUCCCAAAACUACAAGGCUUUUAUGUUGGUGGUAAUCAGUUUUCCGGGCCGAUCCCCAACUCCAUAACAAAUGCUACCGAACUUGUGCAAAUAAACGGUAACCUAAAUUCUUUUUCUGGGUCAAUACCACCAAAAUUGGGAGGUCUACAGAACUUGCAGGUUCUAAGUUUCGGUGGAAACUUUCUAGGAACUGAAAAAGGCGAUGAUCUGAGAUUUCUUGGUUCCUUGAGCAACUGCACCAAUUUAAUGUUUGUCUGGUUGCCUCUUAAUCAUCUCCAAGGCAUGUUACCAGAUUCUCUAGCAAACUUCUCCACCACGUUCACAAGCCUACGCCUUGAUCAAAACUUAGUGCACGGAUCCAUCCCUUUCGGGGUAGGAAACCUUGUGAAUUUGGGACUUCUUUCGUUGUUUGAAAACGAGCUUACCGGGAAUAUUCCCCUGUCCAUUGGAGCGCUCUACAAUCUGCGAGUGCUCUUGCUUUCCGAUAAUAAUAUCUCUGGGAUAAUUCCCUUCAUGAUUGGCAAUGCAAGUUCACUAAAUCGUCUCAUCUUGCGUGAUAAUAUGCUUGAGGGAAGCAUACCGGCUUCAAUAGGAAACUGCAAUCAUCUGAAUGAGCUAGAUUUGUCCCGGAAUAACCUCACUGGUUCAGUGCCUGGUCAAGUAUUUGGCCUCCCUUCUCUCUCAAUAGGACUAUCCCUGGCAGGUAAUGCAUUGACAGGUCCAAUGCCAUUGCAGGUGGGUGAGAUGGUCAAUCUCAUGGCACUCGAUGUCUCCGAGAAUAGUAUGUCUGGAGCAAUUCCAAUCACUUUGGGCAACUGUCUGGUGUUGGAAUUUCUCAUAUUGAAAGGUAACCAAUUUAGUGGAGCUAUUCCUUCGUCUUUCAAAAAUUUGAAAGGCAUACAAGUUGUCGACCUUUCUGGGAACAAUUUAUCUGGUCCGAUUCCUGAGUUCUUCGCAGAGCUCCGUCUCAUUCGGAAUCUCAACCUUUCCUUCAAUAUGCUUGCUGGUGAAGUGCCAAAAGGAGGAAUCUUCAGAAAUCUUAGUGCAAUAUCAGUUGAGGGAAAUAACAAGCUCUGUGGGGGAAUUCAAGAGCUGCAGUUGCCACCUUGUGAUAUUGAAAACCAAAAGAACCUACGGAAAUAUUCAAAUCUUAAGAAAGUGUUGGCUAUCAGCAUAACCCUCUCAAUUUUCAUAGGCUUGGCAUGUACUUCCAUAGUUCUCCUUUGGGUGCAAAAGUCCCGAAAAGAGACAACUUCAUCCGCCAAUUUGAAAAAUCAGUACGUGAAACUGUCUUACUCGGAACUCUUUAGAGCAACAGAUGGAUUUUCCUUGGCAAACUUAAUAGGCCAAGGAAGCUUUGGCACCGUCUUUAAAGGGAAGCUCACCAAUAACCAGACUGUUGCUGUGAAAGUGAUUAAACUUCAGGAACGCAUAGCUCAAAAGAGCCUCUUAGCCGAAUAUGAAGCAUCAAGGAGUGUUCGGCAUCGAAAUCUCGUCAAGAUCAUCACCUCUUGCUCAAGCACAGAUUUCCAAGGGAAUGAUUUUGAAGCAUUAGUGUUCGAGUUCAUGCCGAACGGGAGCCUGGAUAAAUGGCUACAUCCUACUGGAGAUUGGAUCAAGCUGAAUAUGGUCCAACGGCUAGAUAUUGCAAUCGAUGUGGCCGCAGGAUUGGACUAUCUCCACCACCAGUGCCAUGCACCAAUAGCACACUGUGACUUGAAGCCAAGCAAUGUCCUUCUAGAUGAUGACUUGCGCGCGCAUGUGAGUGAUUUCGGCCUGGCAAAAUUUCUCCUGUCAAGAGCCUCUCAAAUGCAGACCAGCUCGAUUGGCAUAAGAGGCACAGUUGGUUAUGUUGCUCCAGAAUAUGGUCUAUCGGAAGCCGUAUCAACCCAAGGCGAUGUCUAUAGCUAUGGGAUUCUCUUGCUUGAAUUGUUCACAGGAAAGAGACCCACAGAGAGCAUGUUUGUGGACAACUUUAACCUCCAUGAGUUCGUCAAAAUGGCUCUUCCAGAUAGGUUCAUGCAGGUCAUAGAUCCCUCGCUAAAUUUGGAAGAAGAGAGGGAGUUGAAUGACAAUGGGCAACAAACAGACAAAAUAAACAACAUAAGCACGUGCUUGGCUACAAUCCUUCGGAUUGGGGUCAUCUGUUCAGCUGCAUCACCAGGUGAACGGAUGGACAUCGGAGACGUUGUCACUGAACUGCAUAAGGCCAAAACUUUCCUCCUUGGACGGGAGGUCGUGCCUAGUAACAAAGUGAGAAACAGAGAAAGCAUUGUAGUCUAGGAGAUCCAUUCUUUGUUUCAACAUAUCUGGAGGCUGAGAGAACAGAUGUGGAUAGAUGUGAUUAUAGAGGGAUUGCUGUAAAAUGUUUCACAGGCUUGUGUGUCAAUUUGGAAUGAUAUCAAUGAACUGCAAAACAUUAGGAUGUUUUCAGUGGUCA
This is a messenger RNA of Syzygium oleosum, 3287 nucleotides long. RefSeq names its product probable LRR receptor-like serine/threonine-protein kinase At3g47570. Gene Ontology annotation, molecular function: protein kinase activity; protein binding; ATP binding. Lineage: Eukaryota; Viridiplantae; Streptophyta; Magnoliopsida; Myrtales; Myrtaceae. The record is from RefSeq and is a predicted model, not a curated record. The transcript has 2 exons. The coding region runs from base 50 to 3130 and encodes 1026 amino acids. Gene Ontology annotation, biological process: protein phosphorylation.